UCCACCUCCUCCCGACGAGGCGGUGGUGUUUUUUGGCAGCACACCGACGGAUCUCUGACACCGCUGACUGAUUGAAUGAGUGCACCGGGUGCUGGCAGCGGCACCGUAACGUGAACUAGACGGCAGGAAUAACGCGGAACCUGCCGCCCUAAACGCCAAAAAAACACCGGAGUCACAUAUCAGCCGGAGCCGAUUCGCGGCCACAAGCUAGCGCCGCGGUAAGCUAGCCACUGGGUACGGUUAGCCGGGUAGCUAAUGCUAGCUGACAAGUCUUGUCUCCGGUGGACCUGUGUGCCGUUAGCGAGGAGGGGGAUUGCUGCGUGGACAGUAGUGGCAACUUGUUCAGCCGGGCCUUUGUGUAUCCUAUGAUCUCGCGUCGCUAGUUGUCGGAACCAAAAUGUCCACGACUUCGUUGGAUAAAGAAUUACAGGAGCGACUGAGAGAGGCGUCUGCCAUCGGGGACAUCGACGAAGUGCGGACGUUAGUGGAGAGCGGGGUGAAUGUGAAUUCCCAGAACGAAAUCAAUGGAUGGACGUGCCUGCACUGGGCAUGCAAGAGGAACCAUAAGCAGAUAGUGUCCUACUUACUCAGUUGUGGAGCGGACAAAGAAAUCCUCACGGCUAAGGAUGAGCUGGCAUCACAGCUCACAUCCAAACCAGAGAUCAAACGACUGUUAGGAGUCGAGGUGGAGGAAGUGCCUGAAGUCAAGGAGCCGGAGCUGCCAAUCAUCCCCAGCUACCUGUCUAACCCGCCCUUCAUGUAUUCCAAGAUGGACAACAAGUCAGACAUCAUCCUUACCCAGCACCUUACACAAAACGGUUCUGGAGAACAUGCUGACGACACACAGAGCGAUUCCGCCUCUCUUUCCCCGACGCAUGAGCCUCAGAAGUCACAGAGCCUGGUCUCCGACAGCUCCACUCCUCCACCAAACCCCACCGUCAACCACAGUCCAGCCCAAGCUGGGGAGUUUAUCCCUGUGGCUGAGCAAAACGGCGUCUCACCGAGCUCGGCCUCGUCCCACAAUCACACCGUGGUCAACUGCACGGUGCCCAUGGACCUGUCGGUCGAGCCUCACCUCGUCAACCACGCCGACUACCCGCAUGCAGUGGCACACAACGGCACCAUGUGUUCUCCCCCGUUGGCCUCGCCCAGCCCCAGCUUGGCUAGCAACGGCGGGAGCCAGGUCCAAGCCCCGGUGGCCAGCACCAACCCGACUGUGAGCAGGCAGCAGUCUAUCCCGCAGCAGCUGAGCUACAGCCAGGCUGGUGGGCCCAUGCCAGCCUUCCAGCCGUUCUUCUUCACCAGCACCUUCCCUGUCAACGUACAAGAGCUGGUGCUGAAGGUGCGCAUUCAGAACCCCAACGCGCGAGAGAACGACUUCAUCGAGGUGGAGUUGGACCGCCAGGAGCUCACCUAUCGCUCCCUCCUGAGAGUCUGCUGCCGCGAGCUGGACAUCAGCGCCGAGCACGUGGAGAAGAUCCGCAAGCUGCCCAACACCAUGUUAAGAAAGGACAAGGACGUGGCUCGACUGCAGGACUUUCAGGAGCUGGAGGUCGUGUUGGAGAAGGCAGAAGGCCUGUCCCUCUUCUCCGGGGCGGGGGGCUUAACAGACAGACCCUGCUACAACAUGAAGGCCUCUCGCCUCACGUACUAGAGCUGCCACCACAGCCUGAGGUCUCCCCGCUUACGAUGGGCUUCUGUAGCUACCCUCGAGCAACCGUAACCAGUUGCCUGCCCAGGUCCCCUGUUCCAGCUUUGUUCGGCUUUGGUGUUUUGCCAAUUUCCUAACUGGGAUUUGUUUUUUCAACUGUAGCUAUUGUCCUCCUCCUGUCCUCCUCUGGCCCUCCUGCCGCUUUAGUGUACCCAACCAGUUCUAAGCGAUUACUGAUGCAUGGUGUCCUCGAUUAUGUGCGAAAGUAUUUGGGCCCCUCUCUCCUCUCUUUAUCUCUUUCUCUCCUCCCACUGCACUUUGUGCCAAAGGCUCCGGUGGGACAACAGAGGGGGGACGUUGGCUUGUCUUCCUUAUGGGCUGGACUUGAACGGGAUUCUGCAAUAGCCUUAUAUGGACACGUUUCUAUACCGGCUGUGGACUUUGGUCACGGGAGGAACACGGUCCGAGACGACCGGGAGCAGAGGACGACGGGAAGGAUUUCAUAACUGAUGCGAUCGUUUUCAGUCCAGGGAACAGGACUGAAGACGCAGCACAGCGGACUUGCACACAGCAACUCGGAUUUCUAGCAAACUGACCUACAUCAGAUCUUCUCGCUUGUGUUCACACUUUCAUACAUGCUGUAGGCAUAAACCUGAGUGUCUUUCCUGCAGACGGUGUCCGUUAUUGGCCCAAUUGUUAAGGCGGAGCGAAUCUCACACCAGGUGAGGUUUAGGGAUCUUUCAUUGGCUGACCACUUACAACAAUGCUUGAACCUGUAUCCCCACAAGGAAGGACACAUUGGAGGAGAAGCACUCGUUUCCCUACGUAUUGAAAUCAUUCAGUCAUACACUGUGGUAAAGGGGUAAUUACUUGGGGUAGCUGUCUGUCUUUUGUGUUCUUUCAUGUGAGACAAAAAAAACAACUUAAUUUACAUAAUAGAGAUAGAAGUGCAACAACUUGAAGCAGGACGAUUUUAUUCUUAUUUUACUUUACGAUGCAUAAUCACUUCUGCUUUGCAGGACGUGUCGUUCUGCUGAGUCAGCAGAACACCUAAACUGUCAACUGUGAAGUAGUCAUAUUUAAUUUAACGUUGAUUUCUUACUAACGGAAGCGAGAACGCGCGUCGGGUUUUAGGGAGACGAGGCUCGAGUCCCGGCGAAGGUCGCGUACGAGGCUCCCACUGGGUUUGUCUCGUAGGUUUUCGGUUCUCUGUCGUCGUGUUUUAACUGUGAUUAGAAUCAAAACCAAAAACUAAUCUAGCCAGCAAAGAUACUAACUGCAGAACAAACUAUCACUGCUUCAGAAAAGAUGCAGCCUCGUUAGGGUUUUGUUUUUUUGUUUUAUUGCCUCAAAAUAAGAGAAAAGAAAACAAGAGAUGGAAAAGGAGUUUUAUCAUUUUGUGCUUCCUUCUUCCUCCAACAUUCACACAAAGGAUAUCUUUUUCUCUGUUGCGCUGUCACCUCAGUUUAAACCUGCUGUCUGGUGACUGGACUUUUUUUCCUCCUUAAUUUAACAACUGAAGACGACACAGAACAUCGAUGCAGGGCUUCACGGUGAGCAAAGGCCAGUGUAGAGUUUAUAUUUACUGUUUGAGUUUUGUCGGUGUUUCCUGUUCGGAGACUGCACGGACAAGACGAGUAUUAACACUAACGACAAAGUACAUCAUAAAGACUGCGAUGCUGAUGUUUAUGCUGCUUUCAUCAUCACGUACUAUUCCUUUCGAUGCUGGGGCUCAUUUGUUCUAAACAGUCGGGACGCCACGCGUGUCCUACAAUCAAAAGUUUCUCAACCCAGUGGUAACUGUUUACUGUUCAAAAUGUAUACCUGAAGCUCUUACUGUAUUUGUAUGUUUUAUGAUAUAUUUUUUAUUAAUUUGUAUAUAUUUUUAACCAGCUAGGCCUGUUGUGUUUGUGUCAAAAGAGAAAAAAAAAAAAAAACAACAGAAGAAAAAAGUCUACUAUCGCGCCAGAGGGUUCGACGAGAAGUGCAAUGCGAGGGGAGGAGGAUGUGUAGAAAGGACUACCAAGAGUGCUUACUUUACGUUCAUGUUAAACGCUUUAUUAAGUGACGUCGUGCCACAUGUGCGAGGCAGGAGCUCGGGGGACGACAACCCCUCCGGCCAGGCGGUGCCCGGGCCACCGACGGCACCGGUUGGUUUCUCUAGGAUCUGGUUUGAUUCUGUGGAAGGAGGACGACUAACAUUGUGUUUGUUGGGUUGCUUAUUGUUCUAGAAAAAGCAGAAUACAGUUUGACUUAACCUAUGCAUUCAGAGUCUGAUAUUUUUAUAUACAGUACGUUCUGUGUACUCGUAGAAAUAAUCUUAGGCAGUGUUCAAAUUGUUUUUUUUUUUUUCUGUUCUGGAGACGACCUGAAUCUGUUCUUUGAUAAAAGCAUGGUAAAUUACUUGAUUUAUUUUUUUUCUCUCCAUCUUUUUGGUCGAUCCACGUUGUACCGUGUUGCUUCUGUCGCAGGUUUGUGUGCGACGUUCCGGUGAGCGGCCGCUAGAGGGAGCACAUGAGCAAACAUUGGCAUCAAGCGAGCCACAUUCUGCACUACAAGAGAGUACUUUUGGGGAUGAUAAGUGGGUAGUUUUUUGUUCUGAAUUCAUUUGGGUCUGUUUAGAAACCGGCCCGUGGUGUCUUUCUAUUGACUUUCACCAGUCUUUCUAUGUCCUCGUCCUUCCUGUGUGUCUCAUAUUUUAAGUGCAGCACUUUAGGGAGUAAUCGACGAAGCUAAUCUUCUACAUACAGACGAUUCUCAUGGAAUACUAUUAUUAUUAUUAAUAAAUACAAUUUCUGCUUCAGUGCUCAUUCUUGUACUGAUGUUGCACAGGUCGGACAGAACCUUGACGCUCAUGUGUUCUGCCUGGAGGCGGUUCUUCCUCGUCGGUGGUUUCAUUACUGAAUUCCAGGAAGUGAAGUUUGAAAGUGUAGCAGAGUCGGUGGGACGUUACAGACACUCUUAUUUGGAUUGAUUCUAAUAAACAUCAGAAUAAUGUU
Molecule: messenger RNA, 4650 nt
Organism: Stegastes partitus (bicolor damselfish)
Lineage: Eukaryota; Metazoa; Chordata; Actinopteri; Pomacentridae
Gene: ankrd40
Product: ankyrin repeat domain 40
Exons: 5
Coding region: 398-1654 (418 amino acids)
Molecular function (GO): protein binding
Source: RefSeq, a predicted model, not a curated record